CGCACGGCGGUGAGCGGCCCCGCACGGCGGUGAGCGGCCCCGCACGGCGGGGAAUGGCCCCGCACGGCGGUGAGCGGCCCCGCACGGCGAUCACUGCUGAGAAAAAUGACAGCUGGCUCUGUCUCAGCUCCUCAGAUCAUCCCACUUCGAAUCCCACCUCCAGGGAAAGCUCAACGGGAAAUAGACACAAAUACUCUCAUAGAAAUAAAAUCAGAUACACCUGGGGCCUGUAUUUAUUACACUCUAGAUGGAAGCAAACCAGAACUCAUCAGGAAACCUGGCUAUGGGCCAUAUAACACUUUGGAGUAUAAGGGUCCUAUCAUAUUACCCGAGGGGAAAAUAGUGCUCAAAGCCCUGGCAGUUACAAAGGACUACAGGGAGAGUUCAAUUGUGACAAAGGUGUUUGUGGUAGAGUACCAGCAACCAAACAUCCUUUUCCCUGUUGAAGAUGAUGACAAGAAUUUCCUAAAAGAUAUGGCCACACAGAAUAAGGAAGGUGGAACAUUUGCUACAAAACCUAAGAAGAAUCGACUGAAUGUGGAAAUCAAGCCUGCCUGGGAUGAAACAUCCCAGGACCUUCAAGACAGAAGGCCUUCUCACAGGUCCCCUCAAGGACCUCAGCUCCUUGCCAGUGGUUUGGGAGCCACAGAGCACAGAGAGGAAUCCACCUCAGCACAGCCAACGGAGUCAUUGCAGUUUGCAAGUUCCUCUGCAGUAACUAGCCAGAAAAGCUUAGCAAGCACACAGGUGUCAAGGAUCCAGAGCGAAACAGAUUUCCUUAAAUGUGCACAUUGUUCUGCCCCUCGCCUGUCUGAGCCCUUGGCUCACUUCUGCCAGAAAUGUGGAUCUCCUGUCCCCCCUGUGCCAGUCCGGCGCUUCCCAGCCCCCGAAGGAGCACAGAUGGCACCGUGCCUCGAAUGCAGACAUCUUGUGCCAAUGAAUACACCCACCUGCAUUAUCUGUGAGGCACCAAUAGCUCCACAGCUGCAGCCCCAAAACAACAUCUGCAUAAAGGGCAAAGUCAUUUGUCAGGUGUGUGGCACAGGAAAUCCUCUUCACCAUAAACACUGUGCAACUUGUGAGAGCAAGCUGCCCGAAGUACAGAUGCCUGUGUUUGGAGGAGGCUCCUGCCCAGCUCUGCAGGGCCAGCAAAGGGCUCAGUGCUCCAAGUGCCACGGCGUGAACCAGAGCGACGCGCGCUUCUGUGCCUGGUGUGGGGCCAAGCCUGGACCUCCUCCAUCCUACUUUUCUUGUUCCAAGUGUGGCACCAGCAACCAGCCCUAUGCUCGCUUCUGCGUGUUGUGUGGUGUCUACAUAGAGCCUCCGUGCAGACAGAGCUCUCCUGGCAGCCCCACGGCCCCUGGGGACUCCCUGGGAGCCUCUCAGGCAAAACUAUUACAGGCUCAGGUUGCCUGGCAAACUUGUCCUGUUUCCUUGCCCAAAUCGAGGGCAGGACUAACAGAAAGAGAAGAUAGAGGAACCCAAACCAUUGGACUUUUUUACCCAUCCAGCAAACUGUUGGAAAAGAAGGAGCUUGAGCUGAUUUCCCAAAAGGAAAAAGUGGAAAAGAUGAGUGAUCAUAAGCCUCUCCUGACAGCCAUUAGUCCUGGAAAAGGUUACUGGAGAAAACAGCUGGAUCAUGUUUGUGCUCAUGUACGAAGCUAUGCCCAGAACAACCUUGAAUUCAGAACACUGAUUGGAGAACCUCAAAUGGGAAAGAUCAAUUAUGCCACCAUCUCUGAAGAUGACUAUGAAGUCACUAUUACAUUGAAUUUUGCUGCUGUUAACAAGGAUAUUCAUCCUAACAGAGCAGUGAAGUUCAGCAAUGAUUACCUGAGUGCUGGAACAGAAGUCACAGAUGGGCAGGAUGGCAGUCAGACUAAUUUUGGCAGAGAUGAUCAUCUUUUCUAUUCAAGAGGCAAAAUAAAGAGAACCAAGUCAAGAACACUCACGGGACAGGAAUAUAAGCCCUCUCCAGAGUCCAGACAGCUGCUGGAUGAACUGGGUCCAACUGGGAAAGGAAGAAUCACCUUCAUAGAACAAUUGCUCAGUGAUGGAGCUGACCCCAAUUCCCUGAGCGAGGAGGAGCGCCCUGCCCUCACAGUUGCUGUCCUGAACAAGCACGCAGGAGCCAUCUCCCCUCUGGUGCAGAAAGGGGCAGACAUUGACCAGCAGUCAGGGCCGCACAACAACACAGCUCUCCAUGAGGCAGUUCUGCUGGGACUGGAGGGAGAGGAGUGCAUCCGAGCCCUGCUACGCUGCAAUGCAAGCGUGCAAAAGAGGAAUGCAGCAGGGCACUCGGCGCUGGAUCUGGCUGUUGCAGCUGGAGAUAAUAAGGUUAUUUCACUCUUCCAAGUAAGUCUGGACAGAGAACACUGAACAAACUUACGUGACACGGGAACAUUGUUCUCAUCAAUGUGUUAUCACAACAAACUUUCUCCCCAAAUAAAGCUGAAGGUUCUUUGA
Vidua macroura (Pin-tailed whydah) is the source of this 2466-nucleotide messenger RNA. It is a transcript of the gene DZANK1, whose product is annotated as double zinc ribbon and ankyrin repeat domains 1. The transcript is spliced from 21 exons. The record is from RefSeq and is a predicted model, not a curated record. The coding region runs from base 106 to 2379 and encodes 757 amino acids. NCBI's taxonomy places the organism in Eukaryota, Metazoa, Chordata, Aves, Passeriformes, Viduidae. Gene Ontology annotation, biological process: eye photoreceptor cell development. Gene Ontology annotation, molecular function: protein binding.